CAGGGGGCGGGCGCGCCUGCUGGCUGCCUUGCUUUGAGCCAGCCGCGCCGCGGGGAGUGCGAGGCUGGGAGACAGAGGAAGCGAAAGCAGCAGAAGCAGCAGCAGCAGGGCGAAAGCCAGGGAAGGGAACCGCUCUGCCGCGCCCCGUAACAGCUUCUUUUGCUGAAGAUGUCUAAUAAUGGUGUUGAAGCCGAAGACAAGCCUCCAGCCCCUCCAAUGAGAAAUACCAGCACUAUGAUUGGAUCUGGAAGCAAAGACAUUGGGACUUUAAACCAUGGCUCAAAACCUUUGCCUCCCAACCCUGAAGAAAAGAAAAAGAGAGACCGAUUUUACCGAUCUAUAUUGCCAGGAGAUAAAACCAAUAAAAAGAAGGAGAAAGAACGCCCAGAAAUUUCCCUCCCUUCAGAUUUUGAACACACAAUUCAUGUUGGAUUUGAUGCUGUCACAGGAGAAUUCACGGGUAUGCCAGAGCAGUGGGCUCGGUUAUUGCAGACUUCCAACAUCACCAAAUCGGAGCAGAAGAAAAAUCCUCAGGCCGUGCUCGACGUGCUAGAAUUCUACAAUUCCAAAAAGACCUCCAACAGUCAGAAGUACAUGAGUUUCACAGAUAAAUCUGCAGAGGAGUACAGUUCAUCAAAUACAUUGGCUACCCAAAAUGUGGCUAAGCAGUGA
Messenger RNA from Chelonoidis abingdonii (Abingdon island giant tortoise), 672 nucleotides. NCBI's taxonomy places the organism in Eukaryota, Metazoa, Chordata, Testudines, Testudinidae. The record is from RefSeq and is a predicted model, not a curated record.